Molecule: messenger RNA, 366 nt
Organism: Prorocentrum cordatum
Lineage: Eukaryota; Dinophyceae; Prorocentrales; Prorocentraceae
Source: the annotation of a GenBank genome assembly
AUGUUUGCAAGCCUUGAUGGCGUCGAGCGACGGCUGCCUGAGCAGCUGCUGGCAGGCCAGCGCCAGCAAACCUCCCUCAGGCUUUGCGCCACAAGCGACCGGCCCACUGGCACUGGCUGCAACCUUGAAAAGCCUCUGGGUGCUUGCGAAGCCGUGGGCGUUGGUGGCCAACGUCGCCAGAAGGGGCUCCUGCACCAACACCUGCCUCGCAAUGUCCAACUGGUCGCUCCAGGAGCUGUACGUGAGAGCCUUGUCCAACACACCACAGGCGAAGACACUGUCUACGAAAUGGGCGACGUUGCGCCGCACAGCCUCUCCGAAAUGUGCUUCCGGUUCCCCUCGGUCCCGUGCUCGAGCAAAUGCUGA